AUGGCACCCCAUAAAUCCCUCCGGGCUUUUCUAGCAACGGCUCGCGCGGCCCUGACGGCCCCACCGUCCAAACGGACGGCUUCUUCUCCUCCUCCUCUGCACUUUGUCGUUGGCAAUGAGUCUGCUGACCUCGACUCCCUGUGCUCCGCCCUCUUCCUCGCCUACUUCCGCACAUACAGCCCGCUGCUGCGCGGCAAAGAUCACAGCCGCAACAUCCUGCACAUCCCCGUCUGCAACCUCCCGCGCGAUGAUCUGGCGCUGAGGCCCGAGUUCGCUGCGGUGAUGCGGUGGGCGGGGGUCCAGAGCUUGGAUGAGGUUGUCACGCUUUCGGAGCUGUUGUUGCCGCUGUCGGGUAGUGGUGGCGAAGGGAAAAAGGAAGGGGGGGGAGGGGAAGAGUUGUGGAUUUUAGAGCACGAGGAGACGAGGUGGGUGCUUGUCGACCACAAUGUGCUGACAGGUGCGCUGGCGAAAGCAUUCGGGAACGGCGAUGGUGAGGGUCGAGGUGUCGUGGAUGGAUGUAUUGAUCACCAUGACGACGAAGGCGUGGUGCCGCCGGAUGCGCGGCUAAGGGUUAUUGAGAAGUGCGGGAGCUGUAUGAGUUUAGUGGUGGAGGAGUGUGCGAAGGCGUGGGAGGCGUUGGGAGAAGAAGAGAAAGGGGGUAAGAGUGAGGAUGGGGAUAUGAAGAAGAUCAACGCGCAGUUGGCGAAGCUGGCGCUCGCGCCCAUCUUAAUCGAUACCACGAACCUGGGCGACGCGAAUAAGACGACGCCGCGUGAUGAGCGGGCCGUCGCUGUUGCGGAGGCGUGGAUCGCGGAUGCGGCUGAUAGCUACGACCGCGCAAAGUUCUUUGCCGAGCUGUCGGCCCUGAAGGCGGAUCUCUCGCCCCUGUCGAUCUACGAUAUCCUGCGCAAGGACUACAAGGAGUGGGUUGAAGAAGGCAACGGAAGUAGCCUCAAGCUAGGCACGUCGAGCAUAGCGCAGCCCAUAGCGUUCCUAGUCGACAAGGCCGGGGGCGAAGAGGAGCUGGUGAAGGAACUGGAAGCGUGGGCUACGCGGAAAGAGCUGGAUGUCGUGGCGCUGCUGACGGCGUGCGAGAAAGACGGCGUGUUUAUGCGGGACUUGCUGGUCUGGGCUAGGAACGGGCCGGAGGUUGUGGAGGCUGUGAAGGGCUUGUUCGAGGGGAACGGGAAGGAGACGCUGGGGCUGAGUACGUGGGGAGAGGGAAGGUUGGAUGCGGAGGAUGGGGAGGGCAGCUGGAGGAGGUGUUGGAGGCAGGCGGGGUUGAGGUAUAGUCGCAAGCAGAUUGCGCCGAUGCUUAGGGAGGCGUUGAAGGGGGUGGGGAAGACGUGA
Molecule: messenger RNA, 1350 nt
Organism: Hypoxylon fragiforme
Lineage: Eukaryota; Fungi; Ascomycota; Sordariomycetes; Xylariales; Hypoxylaceae
Product: DHH phosphoesterase
Exons: 2
Coding region: 1-1350 (449 amino acids)
Cellular component (GO): cytoplasm
Molecular function (GO): exopolyphosphatase activity
Source: RefSeq, a predicted model, not a curated record